This is a messenger RNA of Ambispora gerdemannii, 152 nucleotides long. Lineage: Eukaryota; Fungi; Glomeromycota; Glomeromycetes; Archaeosporales; Ambisporaceae. The record is from the annotation of a GenBank genome assembly.
AUUUAACAAAACAUAAAGUGAAAAAUCCUCAGACUCCAAAACAAUUUAAUCAAUGGCGUACUAAAUGGAUGGAACUUUAUAAACAAUCUAAUUUGAGAAUUCCUUUGGAUAUUUAUAUAAGAGAAUAUGAAGAAUAUUAUAUUCCAAAAUAG